GCUUCUUUCUGAAGUUUCUCAGUUAAACUUAGAAGACGAGAGUUUCCCCAUAAAGACCGAAGAUGUCAAACUCUGCGAGGGACCGGCAAGAUGGCGCUGCACUGUUCGUUCUCUCCGCAGUAACAUUAGCCUUAAUGACCAUUCUCAGCGUCUGGAAGUUAAAGCAAUUCAAAUACAGGCUCAUCAAUGAAGCUGGAGGUGCAAUGUUUUACGGUGUCUUCCUGGGUUUAGCCGUCAGGUACCUGUGGUUGGACCGAGACGAGCGUUUGGAGGACACGGGCGGUGCGUGCCACUGCCCUGGUCUGAACAGCACACCCCGUGUCAUAACGGUCAACACCUCAUCCGACGGGCACUGCUACAGACACAUUGGGACGGUGGGCCAGAGAUGCGCGCGGCUCUCGAGCGCUCACACGGGUGUGUUUGAAUCGGAGGUCCUUUUCAAUCUUUUUCUGCCACCGAUCAUCUUCUUUGGGGCUUACACCCUGAAUCAGAGACGAUUUCUCAACAAUCUGGGCUCUGUUCUGACCUUUGCUUUUCUGGGCACCAUGAUCAGUUGUUUGUGCAUAGGGGCCUGUGUCUACGGCUUCACCCGACUCAUGGUGCUUCUGGAACGGGCAGCAGAUGGAGAGUUCUCCCUCACUGACUGCCUCCUGUUUGGUGCAAUCAUGUCAGCCACUGACCCUGUCUCUGUCCUCGGGCUGUUAUCAGACCUACGCGUGGAUUCGGAUCUGCACACCCUCCUGUUCGGCGAGAGCGUCCUUAAUGACGCCGUUGCCAUAGUCUUGACACACGCCAUCGCCUCUUACGACCAGAUGGGAACAGGAAACGUCUUUGACCCACCUGCCUUCCUUCGUUCUGUGGGGUUCUUCCUCGGAGUGCUCAUUGGCUCCUUCCUCCUCGGAUUCAUAUUCACAGUAAUAACAGCCCUCCUCACCAAACUCACCCGGCUGCAUGAGAACCCUCUGCUGGAAACAUCGAUCUUCUUCCUGCUGUCCUGGAGCAGCUUCCUCUCGGCGGAAGCCUGCGGACUUUCAGGCAUCGUGGCGGUUCUGUUCUGCGGCCUGAGCCAGGCGAAGUACACGACUCUCAAUCUGUCCCACGAGGGGAAGACACGAACCAAACAGCUCUUUGAAGUUCUCAAAUUCCUCGGGGAGAUUUUCAUCUUCGGCUACAUGGGAUAUAUAUGGUUUACAUUUCGUCACCAUGACUUCAGAGCUCUCUUCAUCUUUGGGGCAUUUUUAUCCAUCUUUAUUUCAAGAGCCUGCAACGUCUACCCUUUGUCGUUCCUGCUGAACCUGGGUCGUACAAGCAAGAUAUCUCACAGCUCUCAGCACUUCAUGCUGUUUGCAGGUUUAAGAGGGGCCAUUUCUUUUAGCUUGGCAGUAAGAGACACAUCAACCGAAGCCAAACGCACCAUCCUCACCACCUGUCUACUUCUUAUUGGCUUCACUGUCUGGGUGCUGGGCGCAGCUGCUGGUCCCCUGCUGGGUUGCCUGGACCUCAGAGUGGAGGAGGACACAGGCGGCAAUUUGGAGGAUGUUUCAUCUGAGGCUGAUAGAGAGGAGCCCGACACAUCACAGAGCCUAUGGCACCGUCUGGACCACCGAUAUCUAACGCCCCUGCUAACACAUUGUGGCCCCCCGCUGACCGACUCGCUGCCACAGUGGUGUGGGAGAUUUACCGGCGUCUUCUGUGGCCACCAAAAACAGAAGGAUGAGGAGCGGCCCUUUGAGACUGAGCUGGAGGACUCCAACGUCAACGUGGAGAGAUCCGAGCUUUCAUCGGCCCGAGGCAGCGACUCUGGUUCAGAGCAUCAAGAGGACCUGCUGGAGGGAGACUUGGGCCUUGGCACCGCAGCAGCUCAUGUCAUAGAGGAGGGAAAUCCCCCCCUCUAACUCUCCCUUAUCCUCCCCCUGCUGCCUUAAUGCUAGCUCCAACCCCCCACAGAGCACGGGGGGACUCUGGUCUGCGUAUUUCAAAGCCACCUUAGCGUGUCUCGCAUAAGGUCACACAACCCCCAUGCACUGAGAUGUGUGCAGACGCACACACUGGUGGGAAGGGACCAUUAGUGAAAACCAGCACUCUUCCUGUUUCUCUGCUGGAGAUGCCUUGGCUUGCUUUCCCUCAGCUUUCUGUAGUUUUUUAAACCUGAAAUCAAAAUGAUGAAAGGCCUUUUUUAUCUAUAGGUGUAUGUCAGUAAAUUAGAAUAUCAUCAAAAAGUAAAUCAGUUGCGGUUUAAAAGUGAACAAGGGAUAUUUUGAUUGAUCUCAAAGAGAGGGCAGUUUUUCCUGCGUUUAUUCCGGAUAAUUUAUGUUUAUGGCUUACAGUAUCUGUGUUUUUGUUGUUUGUUUUUUAGAAGUAUUACGUAAGAACAAUAAAAAAUGAUUUCUAAUGCAGAGACUAUGUUAUAGCAGUGUUACAGUCUACAGAACCAUGGGGAGGACUCCUUGACUCCCUCCACAAGGAGGGUAAGCCAUAACGGAUCAUUCCUAAAGAAGCUAGUCGUUUAUUGAAUGCUUUUAUAUAGAAAGUUGAGUGGAAGGAAAAAGUGUGGUAGAAAAAGGUGCACAACCAACAGGGAUAAGGGUCACAUCACAUCAACCCCCUCAGGAUAUUGACUAAAACUGUCACUUUCCUUGUGUUAAGCCCCUCUUGAACCAGAGACAACGUCCCAGGAAAAUGUCUUACCCGGGAUAAGGGAAAAAAAGGACUCUAUUUCUGCUCAGUUGUCCACAGCCCUCCUUUUAGAUGCAAGUAAACUUUGCAUUUUGUUCAAAAUCAGUCUGGCAGAAGAGGUGCCAAAUCCAACUUGCUUGAGCUCCAGUAUGAAUGUUCAACAAUCGGUGACGGUUUGGGGAGAAAUGUAUCCAUUUUGGGCGGUGCUCUGCGUUUUUAGCUUUAGAGUGUGGUUCACUGUGCUAAGAGACUAUUUGGAAAUGCAGAGUUUAUAGUACUAUUCAACAGUACUUGGUGCCUGCCUACACUGCCAAAAGCUGUGACUCCAGCCGCAGUCGGCGCCUUCUGAAUCUACCCCCAAACUCUCAAAUGGGAUUUGUCUUGAAUGUUUUGAUUUCAUAAGCUUUAAGUUGAAAAUCAUCAUAAUUAACAAUAUAAAGGCUUAUAAAAACAUCCGUCAUCCUAAAGUUAAUCAACAUAAUGUGUUUCACUCAGUAAAGUUAGUUACUGAUUAAUUAAUUUUUUUAUCAUAUAGUGUAUUGAAGCCAACUUCUUACGCUAUGGCCUCUCGUGCAGAAUUCCAUAUAACAUAAUGUUUCUGUAUUAAAACUGCCUUUUAUUGGUGUUGUGUAACAUUUCAAAUUCUGUGAAACUACAUUUUGGAUUUUCAUAAGAUAUAAGCUAUGAUCAUCUAAAUUAA
Messenger RNA from Fundulus heteroclitus (mummichog), 3376 nucleotides. Its product is annotated as sodium/hydrogen exchanger 9. The transcript has 16 exons. The coding region runs from base 63 to 1895 and encodes 610 amino acids. The record is from RefSeq and is a predicted model, not a curated record. Gene Ontology annotation, cellular component: recycling endosome; membrane. Gene Ontology annotation, biological process: sodium ion transport; regulation of pH; proton transmembrane transport. Lineage: Eukaryota; Metazoa; Chordata; Actinopteri; Cyprinodontiformes; Fundulidae. Gene Ontology annotation, molecular function: sodium:proton antiporter activity.